Molecule: messenger RNA, 2240 nt
Organism: Cercocebus atys (sooty mangabey)
Lineage: Eukaryota; Metazoa; Chordata; Mammalia; Primates; Cercopithecidae
Gene: IAPP
Product: islet amyloid polypeptide
Exons: 3
Coding region: 902-1171 (89 amino acids)
Cellular component (GO): extracellular region
Molecular function (GO): hormone activity
Source: RefSeq, a predicted model, not a curated record
GAGUCAAGCCAUUCAUAAUGUUCUCAUGAAGCUACAGGGAAACAAAUCUGUUCUUUCAAAAUAAUUGCAAAUUUCUGUGUAAGAAUGAAUGGAAAAAGUCAUCCAAAAACUACUUGACUACAUAUACUUAUGGAUCUCUAUGUAAGUGCCAACAAAUGAAUUUUUUUUAUUCAUUUGGUUAUGUAGCAGUUGUUCAUUCUAAUCUUGUUUUGUUCCCUGUCAUAUCUCUGGUACCUAGAAUAAUCCCUACCACGGAGUAGGUCUUCCAUUACUCUUAUGCUUUUAAAUCUCCCCUCACCUCAUUGUAAAUGACUUUUGAUUUCUCUUUUAUGCCCUUUUUAUACACCUUCCCCUAAUAUCUCCAUUUAUUUCUGAAGCUUCAUAGGAUUCAGCCAUUGAGGUCACUUGGGUUUAGAUAUACCAAAAGUCUGUGAUUUCUUUAUUUGCAUAUAUGCACAUUUGUUGUUAUCCUUACCACCUUCUAUCAGUUCCUUACCAUAAGAUACACUUAAUUCUUGAAAAUUCACUUGUGUCUUACAAAGAUGGCAAAUUCAAACUUCGGCUGUGUAUGACACACCAUUAACUGCACAAGGACACUCUGUAUUUGCUACGUUAAUAUUUACUGAUGAGUUAAUGUAAUAACGACCCAUCUGCUUCUGCUGUCUGUGAGGUACUUUCUAUCUAUAGGGAUGGAAAUUAAUGACAAGGCUCCCUGAGCUGCCUGAUGUCAGAGCUGAGAAAGGUGUGAGGGGUAUAUAAGAGCUAGAUUACUAGUUAGCAAAUGAGGGGGUAAAUAUUCCAGUGGAUACAAGCUUGGGCUCUUUUCUUGAAGCUUUCUUUCUGUCAAAGGCAUUUGCUGAUAUUGCUGACGUUGAAACAUUAAAAGAAAAUUUGAGAAGCAAUGUGCAUUCUGAAGCUGCAAGUAUUUCUCAUCGUGCUCUCUCUUGCAUUAAACCAUCUGAAAGCUAUACCCAUUGAAAGUCAUCAGGUGGAAAAGCGGAAAUGCAACACUGCCACGUGUGCAACGCAGCGCCUGGCAAAUUUUUUAGUUCGUUCCAGCAACAACUUUGGUACCAUUCUCUCAUCUACCAACGUGGGAUCCAAUACAUAUGGCAAGAGGAAUGCAGUAGAGGUUUUAAAGAGAGAGCCACUGAAUUACUUGCCCCUUUAGAGGACGAUGUAACUCUAUAGUUAUUGUUUUAUGUUCUAGAUAUUUCCUGUAUAAUUUAACACUGCCUUUUUCAUUUCCAGUGUGAAUAUAUGGUCUGUGUAUCUGAUGUUUGUUGCCAGGACAUAUACAUUGUCAAAAGAUUGUUUUAUAUACAGUACUAAGGUUCCGUAAUAAAAAUAUGGUAUCUUUUAAAAUGAAAUGUUUUUACUAUAGAUAUUUAUUUUAAAGCAUAAAAAAAUCAUUUUGGGACCUAUAUCUCAGUGGCACAGGUUUAAGAACAAAGGAGAAAACAGUAGUUUGAACCUCAGUAAAUUGUAAACAGCUAAUAAUAAAGUUAUUAUUCUUAACAUUAGAAAAUCAGUAAUUGGGCCGGGCGUGGUGGUUCACACCCGUAAUCCCAGCACUUUGGGAGGCCGAGGUGGGCAGAUCACGAGGUCAGGAGUUCGACACCAGCCUGACCAACAUGAUGAAACCCUGUCUCUACUAAAAAUACAAAACUCGGCUGGGCGUGGUGGCACAUGCCUGUAAUCCCAGCUCUUCAGGAGGCUGAGGCAGGAGAAUCACUUGAACCCAGGAGGGGGAGGUUGCAGUGAGCCGAGACUGCGCCACUGCACUCCAGCGUAGGCGACAGGACAAGACUCCGUCUCAAAUUAAAAAAAAGAAAGAAAGAAAGAAAAAAAAUUAGUAAUUGUAAGUACCCCUGUUAAGCAAAUUAGUAAUUGUAAGUACUCGUGUUAAGCAAUUCCUUUUUGCAGUAGAUUUCGGAAAUGAUAGGAUGCUGUUUUAAAAACAAAGAAAAUCCUGCUCCUGACUCAGUCAAAAUAUUUUUUAAAGUCCAUUGUUUGUUGUGCUUGCUGGUUCUAAGAGGCUAUUUAAAAAUAUAAAACCACUUUGUAUCCAUGAGAGUUUCAUUGUGUGUUAGCAGCAGUGAGCUUCUGUUAAAUGUAUAUGCCCUUUAUUCUGUUUAAGUGGCUUUCAGCAAACCUCAAUCGUGUUUUUAUGCAGGGUAUUGCAAAACAACUUGUGUUCUACUAAUCGUGUCUUCAGUUAAAAGACCACAGACGUCUGG